Wyeomyia smithii (pitcher-plant mosquito) is the source of this 1794-nucleotide messenger RNA. RefSeq names its product GATA zinc finger domain-containing protein 10. Lineage: Eukaryota; Metazoa; Arthropoda; Insecta; Diptera; Culicidae. Bases 220 to 1062 code for a protein of 280 amino acids. The transcript has 4 exons. The record is from RefSeq and is a predicted model, not a curated record.
UGGUCAGGUGUGCGGCACGAUUUGGUUUAUUGACAUUGUUCCACCGCUAGUCAAGAAGCGCUGUUCAAUAGGUCCGAACUAGCGUUCGCCGUUUGAAAUAAUUGUAGCACCAGAAUCAAAUCCGUCGAGAAACCAAAAACCGGUAACGAUUCUUCCAUUUUGCAGAACAAUCGACCGACGCAGAUCUGAAGUUUUUUCCCGGUCAAAAACAAACACAAAAUGCCAGUGCAAAAACUUGUGCUGUCUGCUGGUAACAGUAUGCUGCCACUACUACUCAUAUCAACACUGCUGGGAACGGUCGCCAACGGCCAACUCUCCUUCCAAACAGAUGCCUCGCACAACAGCUUCCAGAUCCGGACACCCGGCUUCCAGCAGUCCUUCACGCGCUACUUCAACGGACAGCAAGGAAGCUUGCUGGCAGCCCAGCAACAGCAACAGCCAGCACAACAAAGCCAGCAAUACGCACCCUUGCCACAAGCGUACACCCAAAAUGAUCCCGCCUACUACCAACAGUACUACCAGCAACAACAAGCAGCCCAACAAUAUCAGCAACAACCACAACAGCAGCAGCAACAGCUUCAACAACCAUACAGUCGAUUUGUAUCUCAAUUUGCUGGUGAUUCGUCGGCGGUAGGGCAGCCUCAGUACACAACUGUACAAGAGAAUUACAUAAACCCCAACAUCCGAUUAGCAGCCCAGCAGCGGCGAUUAUUACAGCAACAGCAACUACAACAGCAGCAACAACAAUUACAGCAGCAGCAAUACUACAACGCCCAGGAUGUUCAAGCCUAUUUGCAAAACCAGCAGGCCGCCCAGCUCUACUCCGGCCAACAACAGCAGCAGCAACAGCAACAGCCCCAAUCACAGAUUGAGUACAUCCAGCAGCAGCAGCAGCAGCAACAGUUGGAUGGCCAGCAACAGCAGGAACAGCAACAACAACAACAGAACUCGCCUGCGGCAGAAGGAGCCACACCGAACAAAUUGAUCGGAGUUGCCUUUUCACCGUCGAAUGAAGUGUCGCAGGUGAAGUUUAGCAGCAACGGGCUAAAGUAUAACUUUUGAGGUUAGGUGAUAAGUAGUUGCUUUUGAUGGCUGUUUGUAAACUUUUGUAGAAGGUACGAGUAAAUUACACGUCUGGUUGCUUCGAGUUUUAUGUAGGGAUAAGAGCCGUGAAAAAAGCGUUUGCCAGUUAGGUUAUUGUUUCCCGUGUUAGACUAGACUGCCUAUUGUUGUGUUUGACAAUUUAGUAAUAAAUUUAUACAACAAAAGUAAUAAUUUUUUAGCUUGCAUGAGUUACUGAAAAUCUGGUACUGUGGGACAAUCCUAAACAAAACACCCAAAUCAGUGAUAAUGUCGCUAUGUUCUAAAGAUAGACCAGCAAUGCGAUGGUUGAUCGACAAAAGCUGCUUUUUGCACUGGAAAUUAACUACGGUAUAUUAAGAAACGCUUAACAUCAUGUAGGGUGAACGCUCCUAUAUUCAUCUCAGUACCUAUAUUCAUCUCAUGCAACAUAAGAACUCAGAUGAAAACUGGAAAAAAGCUGAUUUUCCACAAUAAAUCAAUCUGCUGUUUUAUGGAAUGAGUUCCUCAUAGUCUACUUUGAAUAACUAAUGAAGUAGAAAUCUCAAAAACAAGCUUAAAGACUCUAAAUUCGAGAUAAUAAUCUGACAUCUUCACUCAAACAUUCAUUUAUUUCAAUCACCUACUUCGGAAAACAAAUUCGUCGUCUUGCUCCAUACGUCGACUACGGGAUUCGUCUAACAGCCGACAAAAAUUUUACCAUCAACAGCUAAC